Molecule: messenger RNA, 447 nt
Organism: Aphanomyces astaci
Lineage: Eukaryota; Oomycota; Saprolegniomycetes; Saprolegniales; Verrucalvaceae
Exons: 2
Coding region: 1-447 (148 amino acids)
Source: RefSeq, a predicted model, not a curated record
AUGCUUGCAGCCGAAAAGAGCAAGACCCUAUUUUUCACCGUUCCUCGUGUGGGUGCAACCGAUGUCUCUACCGGUGUUUCCACCGUUGGGAUGCACGGCGCAACCAACGAUGACAGCAACGACGCAACCAACGACGAAAGCAACGGUGUGACCAACGACCACAGCAGCGGCACAAUCAACGUCGAAAGCAUCGCCCUGGCUGACUACAACAAUGUCGAAGACGUGCGAAUGAAACUGGACGCCAUACAACGCAUAUGUGAAAAAGCCAUGGCUACAAGUGCCAACAACGCAUGCAACUCUGGAUUUGUCAACACGGUGUUGCAGUUGCUUACCCCAACAAAGACGUUUAUGGACAAGGUUGACGAAAUUGACAACAUGCGAAAACGCCACCGAACCAACGCCACAACCCGCAACGAACUACGGCGAUAUGAACCGCCUCAUCCUUAA